This is a messenger RNA of Hemibagrus wyckioides, 6954 nucleotides long. RefSeq names its product FERM domain-containing protein 7. Gene Ontology annotation, molecular function: guanyl-nucleotide exchange factor activity; cytoskeletal protein binding. The record is from RefSeq and is a predicted model, not a curated record. The transcript is spliced from 12 exons. Bases 98 to 2245 code for a protein of 715 amino acids. Gene Ontology annotation, cellular component: cytoskeleton. NCBI's taxonomy places the organism in Eukaryota, Metazoa, Chordata, Actinopteri, Siluriformes, Bagridae.
UUCACACCACAGUUCAGGUCCCGUUGUGAAUAAACGCUCUUCCUGAAGGAAUUAAAAGAUGGAAUGUAGAUCGGAGUCUUUCACUGGACAGUGAAAGAUGGCAGAGAGAUCAGAGUUGGUGAAGGCACAUGGCAGAAGCAGCGCGCAGCACCAUAAAGCCAGAGAGACACUGCGCCUCCGAGUCAUCUUCUUAGACGACAGCGAGCGAGUUUUCGAGGUCGAGCCCAAAAUCCUGGGUUGUGACUUUUUCAACAAGGUGUGUGGACACCUUAAGCUCCUGGAGAAGGAGUACUUUGGCCUGGAAUUCCGUCACCAUAGUGGCAACUAUGUGUGGCUUGAACUUUUGAAGCCACUGGCAAAACAAAUCAAAAACUCCAGUGAGCUGGCAUUUCGUUUUAUUGUGAAGUUUUUCCCACCAGACCCAGGCCAACUGCAGAAAGGCUUGACCAGGUACCUAUUUGCCCUGCAAAUAAAACAAGAUUUGUCCAAUGGAAGCCUCACUUGUAAUGACAACAGUGCAGCACUGUUGGUUUCUCAUAUAUUGCAGGCAGAACUUGGGGAUUAUGAUGAAGAGUUGGAUGCACACCACCUAGAGAUUAAGCAAUAUGUGCCAAACCAGGAGUACCUGGACCACAAGAUUAUUCGCUUUCAUAAGAAACAGCGAGGUCACACUCCAGCCCUGUCAGACAUGCAUUUGCUGGAGGUUGCUCGGAAAUUGGAUAUGUAUGGCAUUCGACCACAUCCUGCUCAUGAUGGAGAAGGCAUGAGGAUCAACCUGGCUGUUACCCACAUGGGUGUACUGGUAUUUCAGGGCAACACAAAAAUCAACACCUUCAGCUGGGCCAAGAUUCGAAAAUUGAGUUUCAAGAGGCGGAAUUUCCUUAUCAAACUCCACACGGAUUCUGGGCCUUCACGGAGGGACAUGGUUGAAUUCACCAUGGCAAGCAGAGAUAUUUGUAAAACUUUCUGGAAGAUGUGUGUGGAGUAUCAUGCCUUCUUCCGGCUAGCUGAGGAGCCCAAGCCAUAUCAAAAGUCAUUGUUUUCCAGCAAGGGAUCCAGCUUCAGAUACAGUGGCAGGACACAAAAGCAACUCCUAGAGUGUGUUGGCACUGGAGAACACAAACAUGUACCAUUUGAGAGGUCAAACUGCAAGCUUGCCCAUGAAUCUCGGCAGUGCAAGUCAUCCCCCGACUUGCUCACUGAUGUAUCCAAACAGCUUUACGAGCAAGCCUAUCAAUUCCCCCAUGCUGAUCUUUCAAAGCGUGGCACAAAUAUAUUUACUGAGGGGCUUGACCGAUCCUGUCCCUUAUCAGGGCUGCCUGCCAAAUCAAACAGGGUUACAUCAAAACCACGUUCCAUGUCCACAUCAGGGGCAGAGCGUCAAGGCAGAAGCUCUCAGAGGCCUGGGGCAAGGAGACAUCAGUCCCCUAGCUCUCAGCACUUGGUUCUUCUCUAUCCCAACAGCCCCCACCUGCAAUUCCAUCCAGUGCUGCCAACUUUCCCUCUGGCAACAUACCCUUUUUUAUUACAAGACCCCACAUCAUCUUCCUUAGACCGCCUCACACAAGCUCACCAGAGUUUUAAGCCUAUGAAUUAUUUGCCCAGGCAAACAGGCCAGUCGUUUUCACCUGCUUCCUCUUUGUCACCACCACGAAGGCAGCAGUGCCUGGAAAGGCUUCAACUCUCUGAAUUUGGAUUGGCUGGAUCUAAACUGUGCCGCCAAUCAGGAGGACCUCUGGGGCUGGGGUUAAACAGAAGGCACAACAUAGGAAAAAUAGAAGCAGGGCACUACAGUGAUGACUCUUCCUUCCAAAGUGCUUUACCUUGCCGAACCUCAAGCCAACCAGAUGUGAAGUUCCAGAGAGCUGCACUUGCUUCUUCAGCUGCUGCAUAUGCAUCAGAAUAUCGGCCUCUGGGGUAUUAUCCCCACCUGUCACAACACCGGGUCCCAACAAGGCCAACCUACCUUCCACUAAGCCCUUCCCCUUUGCCAGAAAGACCUACAUCUUUAUGUGUGCUCGGCACAGGCAGUUACAGCGAUUCUGAAUCUGAACUCUUUUAUCCAUGUUACUGUCCUGCUGUAGGGAAAGUGGUACAUUCUGGCCCACUAGCACGUAUGCGUUUCUCAUCUGGAAGCCUCCAACUAGAUGAGGAAGAUGGAGAAGAGGGGGAAGAGGAUGAAGUGUGCAACCAGAGUGAUGGGGAAAACACUGCUUUUACCUCAGUCAGCGUAAUGAAACUUUAGCAUUACUUGUGUUAAGGCUUCAGAAAACAACACAGAAAAUAUUUAUCUCAGACUUACUAAGAUUCUUAAAAAUGUAUUUAAUGGAAUCUGGUACUUUACAUUAUGUUAGAUCUUUUAUACAACUGAUAUAUUUGAUCAAUAAUACAAAUUCUAAAAUAAUUGGCAAUUAGACACAUGCUUAGUAAGGUAUUGAUAGUCUCAUGAACAGUUUCUCACUGAGCAGAGUAAAUCUUGUUUGCUUCACAUGGAAGUCAUGGAAAAAGUCUAAAUAGAGAACUGAGAAUGGUCAUUCUUUCCAAAGUUUAAAUGCUGUCCUAAAUCAGCAGGGUGAAGCAUGAUCAAAAGUGCUGUAGCUGAUUUCUUCUGAAAGUGAUCCUAUCCCUAGUUCUGACUGGAAGGAAAAAAGUCAAGGAAUCUGAAGCAACCAGUAGCCUAGAGACUGUGGGAGUCAUGGCCAUAUCAGGUCCCAGAGCACAAACAGAAAAAGUGAGAAGAAACACAAAGGGCUGCAUCUAAACCACCACAGCAGGAUCCACUUAACAAAUCAUUACUAGAUGGUAGCUGGAAUUCAGGAACAUGGGUGAUAGAAGAGUGGAAACAGGAAACAAGCAUGGACAGGACAAGGUAUCUUACACAAAUACCUCUUGCCUUUAGAAAGAUAAUUCGGAGUUCUAAAGUAAAAUCCCCAGUUAGCAAAAAAUUAAUACAGCUAUAUUCAGUUUGUAAGUGGAAAUUGUCGUGAUAAGUCUUUAUUGACAGUUCUUUUGUCUAGUGUCUUGAAAAUGAAAAAUGUUUUUGUUUUAAUUCGUUUUUAUUUGCUAAAAAAAAUUAUAAUAUGAAAAUUACAGUAAUCCAGGAACAGACAGUGAAGGCAGAGAAAUUCAGCAAAAUCCUACUGCUUUAAGGUAUCCUUGUUAUUCAACUAAUGAUGAUUCUACACCUGAGGCCAAAAGUUUACAUACACCUAAGCUAAAGACACAUACUGUACAUACUGUAUACACGUACUGUAUUUCACUUCAAAUAUAAUGUUACGAAACAUUUCUUUUAACAAGUCAAUUAGGACAGUCUACUUUGUUCAUAUUAGAAGAAAUGAAUAACAAUAGAUUAGAGACAGAUUUCAUUUACUGUCUCUUUUUUCAGUGUGGACGACUUCUGAAAAUGAUGUAAUGACAUUUUGGAAGGUGCUGAUUGGUCAGCUGUCAUAAUUAGUUAAUAGUAGCUCAAAAAUGUUAAUUGGCAUGUACCUGUGCCUAUAUUUAAGGGCCUACCUUUAGGGCCAGUGCCUUUUUGCCCUCGAUACCACUGGGAAAUCAAAGCAACUCAGUUAGGACCUCAAAACAAACUGUGAACCCUCUGACUACCUAAUAUAGUAAAACAAUCAAAUAACUAAAUUUUUUAACUGUCAAUUUUGAAAUGUAGAUAGUAUAUAAAGUAUAACAAGAUAAAUGUACAGAGUUAUUGUGUCUCAAUGUCUUUAUCCUAGGUUCAACUGAAUUCAAUUCAAUUCAAUUUAUAUUUGCACUUUUAAGAAUAGACAAUAUCACAAAGCAUCAUUAUAUAAUAUAUUAUUUAUUAGGACAGUCCUAAUAUUGAUUAGGAACUCCUGUAACCUGCACAUUCAUGGAGUUAUUUAAUCAGCUGAUCAUGUGGCAACAGUGAAAUACAAAAAAUGAUGCGGAUAGCUUCAGGUCAUGUUCACAUCUGUUGGAAGUGGGUGGGGAUUUUCUAUGCCUGUGAUUUAUUAUUUUUAUUAAAUUAAUUUCAUCUCUCAAAGGAAAGUCUAACAUUUUAAUUGCUGAUCUGAUAUUCUGUAAUCUACAGGGUUCAUUAUCAUUGUCUGACUUUAAAUGUAUAAUUCUUCUGCAUGAUGUUUUCAGUUUUAGAGUGCUAAUAUUUCCUUUUUCCUUUGCCUAUUUUUUUUUCUUUUAAGAGGAUUAUUUUCUCCAUUAUUUAGUGUGUUGUUGAACACUGACUCUAAUCAUUCAGUUGCCUGAUCAACUGCUGUGAGGUUAGCCAGCGAUCCAGUCAUAAUUAAUAAGUUUGGGAGAUUGUUGAUAACACUGUGCAGUAGCAGACGUGAGUGGUGUAUGUAAACCUUUGACCUUUACACAUUCAUUGAUCCAUUGGCCAAAACAUCUUCUCAUAGUUACCUUUUUUAAACUGUCCAUCAUUUCCUCUGUGGAUGUAUGGUAUUUUAUAUUCGAUGUUCUUCAUAUGUGGUCAUGAGCAAACACUAAACAAGAACAUAGUAUAAAAUCAUUUGAUUACAUUUUGACCAAAAUACCUUUGAGUAAAAUAAGACAAAAAUUAGUUUUAUAGUCUGCUGACUAAAACAUGACAAACUCCAGUAAGGCAAAUCACUAAUAAAUAAAUCACUAAUAUGAUUCGUUAUGUCCCAGAUGUUAAGAGUCUAUGGUACAUGAGUAAUAGAGAAAAGUGUAAAUAAAGUUGGUUGGGUAAAAUAGGAAAAUAGGAAGCAAAAAUAGAUGUCAGUAGGGGGAAAAGCCAACACAACAAACAGAGGACCCUCUGACUAGUUAGGGAGUAAAACUGCCUAAACUGACAAAAUAAAAUAAACUAAACAACAGAAAUGUACACUAACUCCCUAGCUAAACAAAAAACAGAAGAAAGUGGUUCACAGAAAUAAAAUGGCACCCACCUCCCUACAGCUUCCAACAAACAGAAGAAUUAGCAGCAUCGAUACUACUAAUUACUUAAGUUCAGUAGAUUACAAUAAGACACAACUUUGAGUAAGUUUACACAGUAUCAAUCCCUGUAAUACACAACACCACAGCACAAGGCAGACGAGAAGCACAGCGCUCUGGAAGAUAAGCUUCAUUGUGCCAGCCAUGGUAACAACUUUUACGCUUGCAGCCUCUGCACAGUAAUGAGCAGGAGGAGUUGUAAUUUGGAUGUUAUGUAGGAUUUUAUACAGUAAUUGAUGAAGUGAAGUGAUGUUUUGUCAGAAUCACUUUGUUAUUUUAUUUUAUUUUUUUUUCAUUUCUCAACUGGAAGUGUUAUUGUGUUGUAUUUAAUUGCUAUGAGUUUGUCUAUUUCUGAUAACAUUUUCUGUGAUUUAAGGUAAUAUCACAUUAUAUAGAGUGGAUUAGUGUAAUUGCUGGAAAUUUAAAAUUCCUACCAAAUCAUACUGUCAAGAUUUCGGAAAGACGCCGCAGAUCAGAUUCAAGUAUUAACACAACAUGAUGUAACAUAUAGAUGAAAUAAACAAUACCUGAAAUACACAACGUCGUCACUGAAACAAAAGGCACAACAUAAUUAAAAACCAUAAACCAAACUCAACAAUAAAAUAUGACGUGACAAAGACAGGCACAAAAGAGCAGGUAUAAUUAAGGUAACACAUCAGGAAUAAUUGGGACAAGGUGACAACACAUGACAUAACCACAUGACAUUCCACAAGGUGUGGCAAUACACCUGGCAGCACUCCCUCUGGUGGUCUGGCAGGGAAUUGUCCCAGUAGUUCCUGACACAUAUACUCUGCCUGGAUGUAACAAAACCAUCAGGAGAAAACCGUUGCAGAUUACUAAAGAAGUAGAUUUUUGAGAGCUCCCUGUACCUAUAAGAGAUUUUUGCACCCAUGCAUUACAGAAGUAGCUCUGCGGUCUCAGUCUUGGUGCAAAUUGUUACUAUUUAGUCUUCUGGGAAAUAUCUUAUGUAGCUUCUGAAUGGCAGCACUAAAUUAAGUAAACAAUUUAAAUAAAAAUAAUAACAAUUUACAACAGUCAUCCUGUUAAAAAAUGUACAGUCUCUCUCUUUUGGUCUGUUGCCUUCUUGAGAAUUUUUUGAGAAUUGAGAAGUUGAAAAUGGGGUCAAGCAUACAGGUUAUUGCCGGAAAAGCAAAGAAUGUACAGUACCUGGAGGAUCUAUCUGAAGAACAGAAGGCAGUUUACCUGCUCAAGACAAACAAGGGACCAAUGAACAAUUAUCACAAAAGAUAUAAACACUCACUGAUUAUAUAGGUCAAGUAUGAUCAUACAGGUCAUGUACCAAAGAACUCAAUCAUUUGUGAAAAUUCAAAUUCAGGUAUUAUUUUGUCUUCUGGACUAUUUGUAGUAUGGGCUACAUUAUUAGUGGUAAUACAUUCAUUCAUCAGCAUUUUUUAAAUGUCUGAUUUACGUUGUUUGGUUACAUCUGUUAUCUAGCUAUUUCACAGUUACUCACAAACCAGUUACUGCUCAUGUGUGCUUAUAUCUGGUGAGGUUACUGGGGUAAUUCAUGCCCAGGGAUCUUAAUCUUAACUUAAUUUUAAUACACAGCUUCUGCAUACACAGACUCUGUAUGUUGAAGCAGCCAGGGUCUUCAGAUAUUCCACCAGUUACUCCUUUAUGGACAUCAAUGAUUAUUUAUUAGGGCCAAUUCUUGAGUUAGUAUCAAAUUUAUUUCAAGAGAUCUGCUGCUUUUAGCCUUAAGGAAUUUUGAUCUACUACCAAUUCCCAAUGUUAUCAGACAAGGAAGAACAUUAUUGUUGGUUAAAAAACUUCACUCUGUUUGUUUAUUUAUUUAUUUAUUUAUUUAUUUAUUGGUCUUCAUUUAGUUCUGCUAAAUCCAUUAGGAGUCUAGCUGCAAUUAAAAGUAAAUAAAGCAAUUUCUUUUUUUUGAUUACUUGUUGCUUUAAGUAUUGUUUCAAUGUUAAAUGGAAAAAACAUUAUAUGUACAAUGUUUGCAUUUACGUGGUUGGAUUUGUACAUAUG